GUAGGAUUGGAAUUGUGCCGGUCGGGCUGGUAUUUCUCCUCUGUUCUGGAAGUAUUCGCGUCCCAUCUUCGUCCCUCCGACAGAGACGGCAGCUCCUCGUGACAUCCUGUUGUGUGACUUGUGGUCUGGUGACGUUUGAAGGCACAACACACUGAGCGAGCGAUCAGUCAAUCAUUGGAUACAGAGUCACGGGUCUUUCAAGUUCCCGGAUCUUUGACUGAUGUUGCGACAAAAUGGUACUAACGGAGAGACAAAAGGAAGAGCUCAACUAUGCCAUUGCUGAUUAUCUCAAGUCGCAAGGUUUUGAUGGAGCGCUGGAAGUGUUCAAGAGAGACGCUCAACUAACUAAUGACGUCGAUCAGAAAUUUUCAGGUCUCUUGGAAAAGAAAUGGACGUCCGUCAUUCGUCUUCAGAAAAAGGUGAUGGAAUUGGAGUCUAAAUUAUUAGAAGUGGAAAAAGAAACAUCUCAAGCAGGUUCAUCACGGAGAACGCGGACACUGACAGAGUGGUUACCAAGGCCUCCGCAGCGAUACGAACUGACAGGACAUCGGAUGCCUAUUACAAGAGUUAGGUUUCAUCCAGUUUUCAGUCUUAUAGUGUCAUCAUCAGAAGAUGCAACAGUAAAAGUAUGGGACUACGAAACGGGAGAUUUUGAGAAAACGUUGAAAGGCCAUACAGAUGCAGUACAAGACAUAGCAUUUGAUAACACUGGGAAAUUUCUGGCCUCUUGCUCUGCCGACAUGACGAUCAAGUUAUGGGAUUUUCAUACAUAUGACUGUGUCAGAACGCUGCAUGGUCAUGACCACAAUAUCUCAUCAGUGUCAUUCAUGCCCACUGGUGACUUUCUUGUCUCAUCGUCAAGAGACAAAACGGUCAAAAUGUGGGAACUCGCAACAGGGUACUGUGUGAAGACGUUUCAGGGUCACAGGGAGUGGGUUCGGCGAGCCAGAGUUAGUCCAGAUGGUUCACUAAUUGCCAGUUGCUCUAAUGAUCAGACUAUAAUGAUUUGGGUUGUAGCCACUAAGGAAUGUAAAGCAGAGUUAAGAGACCACGACCAUGUAGUCGAAACAGUUCAGUGGGCACCCCUGGUAGCGGUACCAUACAUAGCAGAAGCAGCUGAUGUAGAAGUGAAGAAAGGUUCACAAUUAGGUCCCUACUUGGCAUCAGGCUCUAGAGAUAAGACAGUCAAGAUAUGGGAUGUUCACGCUGGAGUUUGCCUCUUUACUUUGACGGGUCACAAUAAUUGGGUAAGGGAAGUCCUCUUUCAUCCUGGAGGCAAGUAUCUGGUUAGUGCAGCUGAUGAUAAGACAGUCAGAAUAUGGGAUAUGAAGAACAAGAGAUGUAUGAAGACACUAGAAGCCCACGAGCACUUCGUCACUUCAUUAGAUUUUCACAAGACAGCUCCUUACGUUGUGACUGGUAGUGUGGACACUACAAUGAAGGUGUGGGAGUGUCGUUGACCUGCACGUCGUCUAACGCUCUUUUUAUAUUUGUACGUAUAUUUGUUCGGUUCAGUUGUUCGAGCCGAGGAUGAAAACGCUGCUUAGGGUUCCUGGGGGCUGCGACCUGUCCACAGUGUGUAGACAGGGCUCUCUAUCUUUACUUACUAUUCCGUCUCCGUAGUGUUUGUCCAUCAACAGACAAAAUUUCUAUUAAUUUAGUCAUCUUGGUGUGUUUCGAACAUGGGUGGCCGUACUGUA
This is a messenger RNA of Corticium candelabrum, 1700 nucleotides long. Its product is annotated as lissencephaly-1 homolog. Lineage: Eukaryota; Metazoa; Porifera; Homoscleromorpha; Homosclerophorida; Plakinidae. Gene Ontology annotation, molecular function: microtubule plus-end binding; dynein complex binding. Gene Ontology annotation, biological process: nuclear migration; establishment of mitotic spindle orientation; microtubule organizing center organization. Bases 234 to 1460 code for a protein of 408 amino acids. The transcript is spliced from 15 exons. Gene Ontology annotation, cellular component: nuclear envelope; cytoplasmic microtubule; microtubule associated complex. The record is from RefSeq and is a predicted model, not a curated record.